Phodopus roborovskii (desert hamster) is the source of this 2097-nucleotide messenger RNA. It is a transcript of the gene Tmem170b, whose product is annotated as transmembrane protein 170B. Gene Ontology annotation, biological process: negative regulation of canonical Wnt signaling pathway. NCBI's taxonomy places the organism in Eukaryota, Metazoa, Chordata, Mammalia, Rodentia, Cricetidae. The transcript is spliced from 3 exons. Gene Ontology annotation, cellular component: plasma membrane. Bases 387 to 785 code for a protein of 132 amino acids. The record is from RefSeq and is a predicted model, not a curated record.
ACGCGCGUGCGCGCUCCCGGGGCGGUCGCGGGCGGAGGGGGCGGCUCCUCGAGUGUCGGCGGCGACCCUAAGGCCGAGCGGCGGGCGGGCGGCAGGUGCCGCGGCCGGGCGCCGCAGCCUCUUGGCGCGUCCCCGCGAUGAGCCUCGAUCCCCGGCCUGCCCCCGCCGGCUGCCGGCCCGCGCGGGCCUCACGGCGUGACCUGAGCCUCGUGGCGUGGCGGGCCCCCGCGGCGCGACGCGGGCCCUGAGCGGGAGCGGCGGUGCCUCCCGCGGCCCAGGCCUCGCCCUCCCGCGCUCCUCGAUGUCUCCCCGGCGGGGAGGACGCUGCCUGCGACACCAGCCGAGCGGCGCCCCCCGGAGCGCCCCGCUGCCGCCCCGCGGGGACGAUGAGGGCGGAGGGCGCCAGCCACUCGAUGAUCAACCUGUCGGUGCAGCAGGUCCUGAGCCUCUGGGCCCAUGGCACGGUGCUGAGGAACCUCACGGAGAUGUGGUACUGGAUCUUCCUCUGGGCUCUCUUCUCCUCUCUGUUUGUCCACGGUGCUGCAGGCGUGCUGAUGUUUGUGAUGCUGCAGAGGCACAGGCAGGGCAGAGUCAUCUCCGUCAUUGCCAUCAGCAUCGGCUUUCUGGCUUCUGUAACUGGAGCAAUGAUUACUAGUGCAGCCGUGGCAGGCAUCUACAGAGUGGCUGGGAAGAACAUGGCCCCCCUGGAAGCCCUGGUGUGGGGCGUGGGGCAGACUGUACUGACACUUAUCAUCUCCUUUUCAAGGAUCCUCGCGACACUUUGAGGUUCUGAGGGAAUGUCUUCUUAACUAAGUAAAUGGAUGUACAGCUUCUCCGGAAAUGGUGUUAACCAGCUGAAAUGAAAUUGUACAAGCAGGGACCCAGCAAGUCAAAACGUAAGGAAGACCUUGAGCUGUGUGGAAAGCCCGCCCUCUGGCGUCCAAGCGAUUGCACUACCGCACUGCACCUUAUGUGCCUCCAUCCCAGGCAAGGUGCACAAGACACUAUGUGAAGCUGCAAGAAAAAGCACCUUGUUUAGCUGCCAAUCAGGUUAACAUUGGUGUUGAAAUCAUCGUUCUCAACAGUGUUCUGUUAAGUUACAGGGACGUUUUGAGAAAUCAAUCUAUGUGCCAAACUUUUCUUUCUGUUAACAUUGAUCAUGUGACAGUUUGUAAGUGUAGAUGUAGGUGAGUGCUGUGAAAAUGACAUGGAUUCAGGAAACGUAGUCAGGCUCUGUUUGUAAUGCUAACUUCCAUAUGAAUGCCGAAUACCAGGUUUUCAAUACUAAGGAAGGUAUUUGGUUUUUAAAGCUGAGUAUUUCUGGGACUUGGGGCUUUACUGUGUCUAUGUAUUGUUAUUUAAUUUAUAUGGAAAACAAUAGUCUUCUUCGUGGAAUACUAGCUGAGUGUUGUAAGGACUCAAGUACACUUGGAGGGUACACACUUUUCAGUAACUCACCCCCUUUGAAUAGUUUCCCUUACACAUCAUAUUCUAUUUAUAUGGAUUCAGAACCUUUAUGGGUCAAACACAUUGUCACUCACAUGUCACAAAUAUAUCAUUGAAAAUUUUUCUUAUACAUUUUGUAAGAAAAAGUCUGAAAUGCAUGUUGCAUUCUUUAACCCUUCUAAGAACGUUUUUGCGGUAUGUUACAGAACACAACCUUCUAAUUCGUGUUACAGUGGGAUUGUGUUGUGCCGUGUGCAAGUCUCAGCAGUCUUUGAUUCCAGAAUACUAACUGCUUAGAGAAUGGCCUAAAUUAGGCUCUGGGAUUUAAAAUGCCUCAUUUAUAGAAGUAAGUACCUUACAUAGGAAGAGCAGUAACUGUCAUCCCCUGUAUGUGUGGCAGGGUUAGGAUGACCUAAGGGAUGACUGGGGGACACUGUCAUUCUAUAGGUUGGCAAUUAGUUUGAAUGUGUCAGGACGAGGGGUUCAUUUGAGUGAUGUCAUUUGAGUGUGUGCUUCUGAGUUAAUACCAGAGUCAAAUAGGUCUCUGAUCACUUUCAUUACAAGUAGAAGUAUCUUUUAGGAGGCUUAGAUAAAUACACAGUUGUUAUGAUUACUGAUCCUGGUUGAACUGAGUAGUGUGUGUGUGUGUGU